Messenger RNA from Penicillium arizonense, 546 nucleotides. RefSeq lists its product as uncharacterized. The record is from RefSeq and is a predicted model, not a curated record. The coding region runs from base 1 to 546 and encodes 181 amino acids. The transcript is spliced from 2 exons. Lineage: Eukaryota; Fungi; Ascomycota; Eurotiomycetes; Eurotiales; Aspergillaceae.
AUGGAUAAGAUCAUCCCCGACAUCCUCAAACCGCAAACAACGGCGCCGGUGGAGGAUCUGAGCUCGAAGUUUGGUGGAGACGGUCCUAUCAUCUCAGACGUCCUUCCCAAGACUAAGGGCAUCAAUAUCUUUGCCCGGUUAACCCGGGACUUCGAACCAAUCGACUCUCGUCUCAGCGAUGCCUCGAAGAAUAUAACGGUGCUGGCGCCUCGCAAUAGUGCAAUCCAGGCUCUUCCACGGAAACCUUGGGAGAAUCCAGAGGAUUACAGGAAAUUUGGUGAAGUAAACGCAUAUGAAGGUCAAGAUGGCCAAGAUCGGGCAAAGCGGAACCUAAAGCAAUUCGUGGAGGCUCAUUUGGUUGCUGCUAGCCCUUGGAGGGCUGGGGAAGAGGUUGAGACACUUGCAGGGGAGAAGCUGAAGUGGACCAAGGAGGGGGAUAAAAUACUUAUCCAACCGGGCAAUAUUGAAGUUGAUUCCGUUGCAGAGAAGGUCUCAAACGGAGAAGUCUGGAUCUUGAACGAUGUUAUCAAUUACCGUCAAGAGUGA